AUUUGUUCUUUCUUCUGUUUUAAAAAAAUUGUACGAAACGAAAGAAAUCCGAGAGAGAGAGCGAGAGGAAGAGGGAGAGAGGAUCGGGCUGUUAGGGUUUUAUUGAAAUAUUCCCAAGGGAGAGAGCGAGAGAGAUUCUGAGGUCAGUGGGAGGAGGAAGAAACGAGUGUGAGAGAUUUAGUGGGAGAGAAGAGUGGUCGCAGAGAGAGAUUUUUGAGUGUUAGGGUUUCGUUUCCCUCCAGAUCUUCAUUCGCUCCUUCUCUUCCUUCUCCCGAUGGAACGGAAGCUUGUGGUUUUGGGUAUCCCCUGGGAUGUUGACUCCGAUGGGCUGAGGGAAUAUAUGUCAAAAUUUGGAGACUUGGAGGAUUGUAUUGUCAUGAAGGAGAGGUCAACUGGAAGAUCGCGUGGAUUUGGGUAUGUAACCUUUGCUUCAGCUGAAGAUGCAAAGAAUGUACUGAAAAGCGAACAUUUUCUGGGGAACAGAAUGCUGGAAGUCAAAGUGGCCACACCAAAGGAAGAGAUGAGACAACCUGCAAAAAAGGUGACCAGGAUUUUUGUGGCUCGGAUCUCACAAUCUGUUUCUGAAGCAGCUUUCCGAAGCCAUUUCGAAAAGUAUGGGGAGAUAACAGAUUUAUACAUGCCUAAGGACCACAAUUCGAAACAACACCGUGGAAUUGGGUUUAUCACAUUCGCUAGUGCAGAUGCAGUUGAAGAUUUGAUGAAUGAUACUCAUGAACUGGGAGGUUCAACUGUUGCCGUUGAUCGGGCAACACCAAAGGAGGAGGAUUACAGGCCGGUUGGGCGAAUGCCACCGCCAUCAGGUGGAUAUGGGGCUCCGGGUGGAUAUGGUGCAUAUGAUGCCUACAUUACUGCGGCCACAAGAUAUGCAGCACUUGGUGCUCCUACCUUGUAUGAUCACCCAGCCUCGUUUUAUGGACGAGGGGAAUCCAUGCGGGGAAUGGGGAGGAAGCUUUUUGUUGGCCGACUUCCUCAGGAGGCAUCCGUUGAUGAUCUUCGCCAUUAUUUUGGGAGAUUCGGCCGUAUUCUUGAUGUUUACAUUCCCAAGGACCCGAAGAGAAGUGGACAUAGAGGUUUCGGAUUCGUGACCUUUGCUGAGGACGGUGUUGCAGAUCGUGUCGCACGAAGAACUCAUGAAAUCUGUGGACAUGAGGUGGCUAUAGAUUCAGCUACACCUCUUGAUGAAGCUGGAUCAAGUGGAAGUUCCAUGAUGAGUUCGCGAGCUGAUUACUUUGGAGGAUAUGGAGGUCCAAUGCGUACUUAUGGAAGGAUGUACGGAGGCAUGAAUUUCGAUGACUGGGGAGGCUAUGGAAUGCAGAGCUCAAGGCCAUCAAGAUCAGACUGGAGGUACCGACCAUACUGAAGUGAAGUGUUUGGUCGGUUUAUUACAUUAACUUAGCUUUGGCUUUGUCUGUUUUACUAUUCUUGUAAUACUGUUUGUGUGAUGAAUCGCUUGAAAUAUGGUAUUCUAAUAAUUGAGCUCC
This is a messenger RNA of Tarenaya hassleriana, 1502 nucleotides long. Its product is annotated as RNA-binding protein Musashi homolog 2. NCBI's taxonomy places the organism in Eukaryota, Viridiplantae, Streptophyta, Magnoliopsida, Brassicales, Cleomaceae. Gene Ontology annotation, molecular function: RNA binding. The record is from RefSeq and is a predicted model, not a curated record. The transcript has 14 exons. The coding region runs from base 275 to 1381 and encodes 368 amino acids.